Messenger RNA from Ophidiomyces ophidiicola, 711 nucleotides. RefSeq lists its product as uncharacterized. The transcript has 3 exons. The coding region runs from base 1 to 711 and encodes 236 amino acids. Gene Ontology annotation, cellular component: cytoplasm. Gene Ontology annotation, biological process: tetrahydrobiopterin biosynthetic process; tetrahydrofolate biosynthetic process. Gene Ontology annotation, molecular function: GTP binding; GTP cyclohydrolase I activity; zinc ion binding. NCBI's taxonomy places the organism in Eukaryota, Fungi, Ascomycota, Eurotiomycetes, Onygenales, Onygenaceae. The record is from RefSeq and is a predicted model, not a curated record.
AUGGUUCAGGAAACCGAGGGUGUUGAUGGGGUGGUGACUCUAGGCCGCCAACCUUCCAGUGACCCGUCUCGACAAGGCCGGGCCGAACAAGGUUACAAACUGUGCCCCGAAACACUCCAGGAAUUGGAACAGGCUUCAGAAGAAGAUGGAGCUCGGAUUCAGAGGCUUGAAAAAGCUGUACGCACAAUCCUUGAAUGCGUCGGAGAAGAUCCGGAUAGAGAAGGCCUACGCGCGACACCAGAAAGAUAUGCCAAAGCCUUACUUUAUUUCACCAAGGGAUAUUCAGAGAAUGUUCAAAGUCUGGUUAAUGGAGCAGUUUUCAACGAGAACGCCAGCGAACUCGUUAUUGUGAGAAAUAUUGAUAUUUUCUCUCUUUGCGAACAUCACUUGAUUCCCUUCACUGGAAAGAUACAUGUAGGGUAUAUUCCAGAUGGUCGCAUCUUGGGCCUUUCAAAAGUGGCCCGUUUAGCCGAGAUGUUCUCUCGCAGACUCCAGAUUCAGGAACGCUUGACCAAACAGGUUGCCCUGGCCAUUUUCAAUGUGCUUAGGCCCCGUGGCGUUGGAGUCAUCAUGGAAUCCUCUCAUCUUUGCAUGGCCAUGCGGGGUGUGGAGAAGGUUGGAAGUACUACCACUACUAGCUACAUGCUCGGGUGCAUGCAAUCGAGCUCGGAGGCUAGAGACGAAUUUUUCGCCCUUGUUCAUAAGGGAUAG